AUGGACGAGUUUAGGCUUCAUGCUUAUGAGAGCGUUGAUGCUGCAGCCAUUAAGCCUCGUCAUUUCCAUGAAGGACAACUGGUCCUUUUAUAUAAUUCUCGGCUCAAAUUGUUUCCGGGCAAGCUUAAGUCAAGGUGGUGGGGUCCUUAUGUGGUGCACAAGGUGUACCCCUAUGGUGCUGUGGACAUUCGAGAUCAGAAGAGUGAUUCUAUUUGGAAGGUGAAUGGCCAACGCUUGAAGGCCUAUGUUGGAGUUGAGAGUGGCAUGGAGGCAAGAGAACUGGCUACACUAGUGGAUCCCAAAGUGUAG
Molecule: messenger RNA, 309 nt
Organism: Salvia splendens (bonfire salvia)
Lineage: Eukaryota; Viridiplantae; Streptophyta; Magnoliopsida; Lamiales; Lamiaceae
Exons: 1
Coding region: 1-309 (102 amino acids)
Source: RefSeq, a predicted model, not a curated record